UUCUCUCUAUAAACGCGCCGCCAUAUAACAGAUAUCGCGCAGGUCUUUGUCAAGCAGUAUCAUCUUGUUUUGACAGGGACGCCAUUCGGCUGCCUUUAUGCAGGUGGCGUAGCUUCAUUACUCAUCUUUAUGGCACCUUCUGGUCCACUGAGUAUUCGCCUAUUCGCCGCCAUACAGUGAAGCUCGGUCUUUGCAACGGUGACUUUUGCUACUCCCCUCUGUCCUGCUUUGCAACUCAACAUGGAGUUUAGAGUUCCCGUUGUGACUGUGAUGUUGCUGAUCGCAUUUGCAUCGCUGAGCUGGGGUCGCUACAGUGGUGGCUUGAACAAGCAGCGGCUUCGAAUACCUGCCGACCCAAAUGAACACGAAGGGGUCACGUCCUCAGAGUGUCCUUACGCCUCCAAGCUUCGUGAUGUGCUCCAGGGAGGUCACGUGCUCAAGUUCUCCUCGGAAGAUUCAGGUGCCAGGACCGAGUUACAGGGAGAUGGGCUUCUCGAUGCGAUCAAUGCCUCGGUGACAUGUGCAACAAAGGUGGAUUGCGAUCCCGAAAAGCCCUUUCGGGAGCCUGAUGGCACGUGCAACAACCUGGCCCAUCCCCAUUGGGGCAGCGCCGGCUCAUGCAUGCCACGGGAGCUGCCGCCGGCGUACAAUGACUGCGUGUAUUCCGUGCGGAAAUCCGUUAGCGGCCAUCCGCUGCCCAGUGCCAGGCUGGUGUCCAUGACGAUCCACCCGCAAAGGCGCACCGAUGACCGGCAUCUGACAAAUAUAGGUGUGAUGUUUGGCCAAUUAGUCACGCAUGACAUAUCACUGGCUGGACCCGCCCUUCUAGGACAACUGGAGACCGAUUUCGGACCGGGCCCCAACCCUACGUGCCUUGAAGGACCGGAGUGCAUGCCCAUCGAGGUGCCUGAGAACGACGACUUCUACGCGCAGUUUAACGUCACGAAGAUCGGCAUGAUGCGGACGUACACGUGCAACAAGUGCAGAAAUGGCCCCAUGGACCAGAUGAACCAGCAGACAUCGUACGCGGACCUAUCUCAAGUGUACGGAUUCAAUACUCAAGUCACAACCUCCGUGCGAAAAUUCCGAAGUGGUCUCAUGCUGAGUCAGGACAUUGGUGGCGCUGAGUACAUGGCGGACAGCCUCUUGCCUUACGCCGACAACUGUAGUCUCCCGGAACAGAACGCCUUUUGUUCGAGAGCAGGAGACGUCCGGGUCAACCAACAGCCUGGCCUACUAUCAAUGCAAACACUGUGGAUGCGAGAGCACAACCGCAUCGCCCGUCAACUGGCAUGCAUCAACCCGCAUUGGAACGAUGAGAGGCUUUUCCAGGUCACCAAGAGGAUCCAGGAGGGGCGUUAUCAGCACAUCCUCUUUUCUGAGUGGCUGCCAUGGCAACUGGGUCCAAGAGUGAUGGAGGAGUACGACCUCAGCGUCAUUAACACGGGCCGCACCACUUACGACGACACGCUGGAUGCCACACUGCGCAACGAAUUCUCAUCCGCCCACUUUCGCUACGCACAUACCAACGUGCCUGGUGCAUACCGGAGGAUUGACCAGAAAGGACAAAAAUUGGCUGUUCUCAAACUGAAAGACGCCUACUUCGUGCCACUGAAUGACACCUACCAUCCCGUAGACGACGUUCUCCGGGGAUCAGUUGAACAGCCGAUGGAACCAUUCAACAGGUUCGGCGACCACGGCGUCACGCAUUUUCUCUUCCGGCGGCCCUGGCUUCCAUACGGCGAUGACCUGUUUGCCAUCGACACUCAGAGGGCCCGAGACCACGGCGUUCGACCUUACGUUGACUGGGUUAAGCAGUGCCAGAACAUCACCAUCACCAACUUCGACGACCUCCACCAGGUGAUGCCCGAGGAGACGGCCCAGCUUUACGAGAAAGUCUACGAGGAUGUUCGAGACAUCGAUCUUGUUUCGGGAGCCCUAUCCGAGACACGCCUCGACGGAGCAGAGCUUGGUGCCACCUUCGCUUGUGGUGUAGCCAGGCAGUUUCGCCUACUGAAAUACGCUGACAGGUUUUACUACGAGCAUGCCAACCAGUCGGGUUCCUUUAGUGAUGAUCAAUUGGAUACCAUAAGGAAAACCACACUGACGAAGAUUCUGUGCGAGAACGUUGCAGGAAUGGACGGCACCGCAACUAAUCGAAAUGCCUUCCUGCGUCCCACUAACGAAGAUGAUACAGUAAUGUGCAGUGACCUACCAGAUGUCGAUCUCACGAAAUGGAAGGAGGAGCAUGGAAGCGAAGAACACAGCAGUGAAGACAACUGCUCUAGCAUGCCAACGAAAAUUUAAAAUGUGCAUGUUAAGAAGGACAUGCUUACCGAUAUCGUGAAUGUUACGCAUGCAGCAUGCACCGAACUUAGCGCCAGCCAAUCGAGCGCACAUUUUCUUCUUACUUCUCCCCUGCCAAAUAUUUACGAAUUCGCCACUGUUUUCGUCGUUCUGCAGUCGGCUAACCUUAUU
Molecule: messenger RNA, 2478 nt
Organism: Dermacentor silvarum
Lineage: Eukaryota; Metazoa; Arthropoda; Arachnida; Ixodida; Ixodidae
Product: peroxidase-like
Exons: 16
Coding region: 241-2307 (688 amino acids)
Biological process (GO): response to oxidative stress
Molecular function (GO): peroxidase activity; heme binding
Source: RefSeq, a predicted model, not a curated record